Molecule: messenger RNA, 2013 nt
Organism: Cataglyphis hispanica
Lineage: Eukaryota; Metazoa; Arthropoda; Insecta; Hymenoptera; Formicidae
Exons: 6
Coding region: 400-1071 (223 amino acids)
Source: RefSeq, a predicted model, not a curated record
AUGAUCAAUUCAGUGGAUUGAUCACCUUGAAGGGUGCGCGUGUGCUUGUAUUGUGGCGCGUGCGCGUUUGUCGGGUAGCUUACUGAUAGGGGUUCGUUUUCACCCCUUGUUCCCCUUUCGUUCGACAUAGUAACCCUCGCGUUUUAUUCAAGCAUACCGACCCUGAAAUCUCGCAAUUUUUCGAGCACGCGAAAAAUCUUCACGGACGUUACCGACAAAGUGGUCGCGCUGCGGAUCUUGUGUUUCGUUUCCGCAGUGCAAACCAGCGAAAAAUUAUUGAUUUCCCUUCAUGAGCGAAGGUUGUUCGACAAUUUGCUGAACACUACUCGGAGCAUACCUGCUGCGAAGGAGUAUUUUACAGAAAUAAUAUAUAAUCUGCGGCAAUUUUCAAAAACAAAGAUGAAGAUCGGAUUAUUGAAAAACUUUUUGCACUACUUCAACUUAAGGCAGGGAACAAUACUAAUUGCCAUAUUUCAAUUGUUUUCAUCCGGAUUCAGUAUGAUAUUUUUCAUUCUGGCGUUAGCACAUGCAAUGGGGAUUCAAGAAAUGGUGGUAAGAGAUACCGAAGAUGCUCUCGAAAGAGAGGCUUUGGAAGAAAUAUCAUCGAAUCAUCUCAACACCAAAAAAAUGGAUUUGGCACAUCACAACGCAACUGAAAUGGUAUAUGCAAUGUACUGUGGCCUUGUCAUAACUGUUAUUCACUUCAUCUCCACCAUGUUACUUCUCUAUGGAGCUUUGACGAAUAACCGUCAUUUUAUGGCGCCUUGGAUGAUGGUCAAAAUCACUAUCAUAUCGGCCCUAGCGAUCUCACUAUUUCUGGUAGAAGAAGACUGUCCUUUCCUCGCCACUUUAGGCGGGAGAGCGGGUAUUUGCGAACGUCUUAUCGCCUUUUUCCUGAUAAUUAUGAGCUUUUACGUUUGGUUUGUCGUCUAUAGUACUUAUAAGAGUCUCGAGACAAAAAAAGGACUCACACACGAAGUGCACAGUAUGAAAAAAAAAUACGCGGUUCCUGUAUCACUGGAGGUACCAAAAGCAAUCCAGGUUUCAGCGAACAAACCCUACGAGCUUUAAAAAUAUUAUGAGGAUAGAGCAAUAAGAAAUUUGUUCAUGGAUGAGAAAAAUUGUGACUUCAUAAAGAUGCGAGAUUUAAUCCCGAAGAGUUCUCCAUGGCAUGUAUUUUCAAGAGAAAAUUAUGUGCUUUGAAAGAAAUCGUGAUAUUGGGAUAUAGCAAUUUAGAGAUGAUUGCAAAAUCGCAAAAGAAAAGUGCAUUAUGUUGUAAGUGAAAAAUUAAUUAACAGCGUGAAUGCAGAAAGUUUCGUAAUAAAAUGUAUAUUCGACGUAGAACUUGAGAUAAUUGAAAAAAUAUUGCUGUACAAAAUCCGAAAAUUUCUGCAAAGGACAAGCUUCUUAUAUUUAAAUGUUUCUUCUUGUUCUUGCCUUGUUAUGUGCUUCUUUGCGUUAAAACGGUUCUUUAAUCCGACGCUAGUGACGCACAGAUGCUAGUGUCGUUAUACUUAAAUCAUCUAAUUAAAAAACUUGCAUAUCCACUAUACACGUAUGACACAUGUAAGUUCUGGAUUUUCACCUGUCAGGAUUCUGAUACAUAAAAUAAUCGCGAUCAAGAUUAAUCUCACUGCUAUACAAAUGCGCACUUCCUUUCGCGCGUAAGACUGAAUUUAAUUUUUUAAUAUAUUUUUAAUAUAAUAUACGAAAUAUUCUCAAGAAGAUUUUCGCUCGAUAGAUAGUGACUUGACAAUGUAAAAAAAAAACUUUACGAAUUAUAGAUUAAUUUACUAAGAAAAUAGCGGUAGGACUCCGCGAGUCAUGGCAUAAACAUAUAUAUAAUUUGUUUUAUUUCAUAUUUGAACCCAGCUUCUUUGUGAAAUUACAACUUUGUUAUUUGCGGUAAUAAUAUUAUAAGUAUGAUAUAAAGUUUGUAGGAUCACUUCGUGUGUAUAUGUAUAUUAAAUGUAUGGAAAAACGUAAAAAUAAAAAAUACAUUCUAGUAUGAUA